Saccostrea cuccullata (small rock oyster) is the source of this 1155-nucleotide messenger RNA. Its product is annotated as von Willebrand factor D and EGF domain-containing protein-like. Bases 1 to 1155 code for a protein of 384 amino acids. Lineage: Eukaryota; Metazoa; Mollusca; Bivalvia; Ostreida; Ostreidae. The record is from RefSeq and is a predicted model, not a curated record. The transcript is spliced from 8 exons.
AUGACCAAUGACAAGGUUCAGGUCCGGCAUGGUAGUUGCUGGGGUAUUCCACGAUGUGUUUGUGCUGUAGCAGCAAGGUCUGGCCGCGACGUGUUUGUCCUAGACUUUUGCAGUGGGAGAGAGUUCAUUAAUUUCCCCAUGUGUGAAGAUAAAUCGUUGCAAGUGUAUAAAGACGGAGACUUUAAGUAUAGGGUAAUUUUUCCCACUGGCACUUCGUUAAAAGUUUAUAUGUAUAACUAUAAGUACUGGCGCACGACUAGCACAUUAAUGUCAUGGUAUAUUAAUGUGGAAGUGUAUCCAACAAUAUCGGAUGAGAACGCUACUAGUGGACUGUGUGGAUAUCUGGAUGACAUUCCAAAAAAUGAUUUAAGAUGGAAGAAUGGUUUUCAAGAUGACCCAUCACAAUAUAACUAUUACAAACACCCGGAUAAUUUUUCUAAAUCUUGGAGAUUGCCCAGUGGAAGCAGCGAGGAUUUACUGCAACAUGACGCAUCUAUUUAUGACAAUUUACAAGGAAUGACAAACUAUUCCUACAAACUGUGUUAUUGCGAUGAAGUUAAAGGACCUGUGUGCUCGUACCAACGGUAUCAAAAUUGCAAAACAGAUAGCCGUGGAAGGUCAAAAAGACAGGCUUUCACAUCACAGGAAGAUGCUACAACACUCUGCACAAAAGCCUUUCAGGAAUCCGCACAUUAUAAAGAUUGUUUACAAAAUGUCCCCAAUUUUGGCAACGAGACUUUUAUAAAUUGCAUCAAUGAUAUAAUGAUGACUGGAGAUGAGAACCUUACCACUCUCCACGUUGAAACAGCUCUUGAUCAGUGCAAAGAAUAUAUCUAUUACAAUUCAACCUUACAGACAGAUAAAAAGGAAAUAGUAACAACAAUAUCAAUGCUGUGUUCAAAAAAUUGCAGCAACAGGGGAUACUGCAACCAAGGUAACUGUACAUGCGAUCCAGGAUAUGGCGGAAGUGAUUGUUCCUUUGACAUGUUUGCUCCUCCAACAAUUACCCGCAUUUCCGACUUUGGCCUUUGUGAUAAGACAACAGAGUCUUGUGAUAACGUUUUUAUCUAUGGAAGAUAUUUUGUGAAGAACUUGUUGUCAUCCUGUUUUAUCAGGAGAUCAGAGAUAUCUGAAUCUCAGAGUUUCGCUGUGUGA